AUGGUCAUGUGUCAGCUCCUGUCCUGUUCUGAGGUUCCUACAUCCCAAGAGCAUGAUCAUGAAAAGCAACGCAUUCACCAGAAACUGGAUCAGCUGAAGGCUAAACUGGACCACCUGUGUCGUCCCUGCUCCUGGGACUGGAUGUUCUUCCAAGGAAACUGUUAUUUCUUCUCUACAUUCCAAGAGAAAUGGAAGGAAUCUGUCAAGGCCUGCAAGGACAUGGGGGCACAGCUAGUGGUCAUAAAAAGUAAUGACGAGCAGAGCUUCCUCCAGAGGACUUGUAAGAAGAAACGCAAUACCUGGAUGGGGCUCUCAGACAGAAAGGAAGAAGGCCAAUGGCUAUGGGUGGAUGGCUCACCGCUGCUUUUCAAUUUCAGGAACUAUUGGUCUGCAGGAGAACCCAACAACCAGGACAAUGAAGAUUGUGCAGUAUUUUCAGAUUCUGGAUGGAAUGAUAUCACAUGUUCCCAUGAGGCAUUCUGGGUCUGCAAGAAGCCUGCAUCGCCUUGCUCUAAGUAAAAUCUGUUCACCUCUGUGGUCUAUACACUGAGCUAUUUAUCAUCUACUUGAAUUUUAGGUAUUCUCAUUUCAGUUUCUUUUGUCUUUCUGUGGGCACUUGGGUUUAAAAAAUAGAUUUGAAUUCUACUUUUCCAGACACCUUGUCUUCAAACACUUGGGCCACUCCUGUGCCAAUAAUUUACUGUGUUUUGGGUUGGGGAUUUUGCCAUGUUUUCAGCUUUCUUCCAGGAUUAAAUUCUGAGUUGCUUGUCACUCACCUCAUUUGCUGUUCUCACUCUUCCUCCUGUGUGUGAAUUAAAAUAUGACCAGCCAUAUUCCCACUCCUGUUGCCA
Molecule: messenger RNA, 851 nt
Organism: Rattus norvegicus (Norway rat)
Lineage: Eukaryota; Metazoa; Chordata; Mammalia; Rodentia; Muridae
Source: RefSeq, a predicted model, not a curated record